This is a messenger RNA of Hibiscus syriacus, 1361 nucleotides long. RefSeq names its product DNA-binding protein BIN4-like. Gene Ontology annotation, biological process: DNA endoreduplication; chromosome organization. Gene Ontology annotation, molecular function: double-stranded DNA binding. Gene Ontology annotation, cellular component: DNA topoisomerase type II (double strand cut, ATP-hydrolyzing) complex; nucleus. The record is from RefSeq and is a predicted model, not a curated record. NCBI's taxonomy places the organism in Eukaryota, Viridiplantae, Streptophyta, Magnoliopsida, Malvales, Malvaceae. The transcript has 12 exons. The coding region runs from base 232 to 1260 and encodes 342 amino acids.
GCUUUAACUCUCAUCUCAAACUCACCGAGUUGCUGACUCACCUUCCCUGGUUCCUUUUUGCCUUUGCUACCCGAUGCAUGCACAUUUCUAGCCUUCAGGCUUUUAGGGUUUCCCUGUUAACAUUUUCUUUUGGUGUCUUUGGAUCUUGUUUCGUGUUUUCGCAGCUCAUAAGUGCAGCUCAAAUCAUAAAUUUGUAUUAUCUGAUACCAGGGAAGAUUUAAUUGGUGCGGAAUGAACAGCUCCAGGGAAGAUUCUCCAGAUUGGCUGCGCUCUUUUCAGGCACCAACUUCUAAUUUGACAUUAUCUUCGGAUUCGGAUUCUUUGCCAAAUGGGAAUGAGGAGGAUGGAAAGGUUUGUAUGGAAGAAAUGUCCAAGAAAGGCUCGUUGUCUCAAACAGCAAAUGAGUCAAUUUGGACUUUAUCGUCAGAUUCUGACACUUCUCUUAAAAGGAAGGAGAAAGGGUCUUUAUCUCAAGAAAGUGGUGAGACCAGUGAUCUAGUUCUGACUGGAAGAGCCGAAAAGUCUCCACGAAAGAAGACUUCUAAAGGAAUAUCUCCAAAAAAGAGGGUAAAAACUGGGGGUCAGACUCCCAAAAAAGAGAAGAAUGUGAAAGAUGAUUCAAAGGUAACAGAAAAUGAUGGUAAUGUGAAAACUGCCAAGGAGGCGGCAUUAGAAAAACACAUUGAACCUCAUGUUUCCACCUCGAGGCUGCCUUUGGUGCUGUCUGAGAAAGUUCAACGCUCAAAGGCACUUGUCGAGUGCGAAGGGGAUUCCAUUGAUUUGAGUGGCGAUAUGGGGGCUGUUGGUCGAAUUAUAGUUUCUGGUUCUGCAUCUGAAAAUCAUGAGGUGUUCUUAGACUUAAAAGGAACCAUAUACAAAACAACAAUAGUGCCUUCCAGAACAUUUUGCAUCGUUAGCUUCGGUCAGACCGAGGCCAAGAUAGAGGCGAUCAUGAAUGACUUCAUUCAGCUGAAGCCACAAUCCAAUGUUUAUGAAGCAGAAACAAUGGUGGAAGGUACACUAGAGGGCUUCUCAUUUGAUUCUGAAGAUGAAGCUGAGAAGAUGCCGAAGGCAAUUCCUCAUCUAACCGAUCAAAACGAGGAGAUUGAUGGGCAAAGGAAUGGGAAAUACAAGGGAAGAGAUGAGAAAACAUCUAUGGUGUCUCGGAAGAGAGGUAAACCAGUCGGAGGGAAGUCACAACCAGCCAAGAAAACAAGAAAGAAGACUGGCAUUUCAAAGAAACCAAAGGCCAAAAAAUGACGAGAUAAACCGAUGCUCAAAAUGCUCUUGUAAUUGCUGCCAUUGGUAAUAUUGUAUUCCUUUAGUUUUUUUGCUACAGUCGGCACUAAUUAGUGCAGAAA